Messenger RNA from Penicillium odoratum, 1236 nucleotides. RefSeq names its product mitogen-activated protein kinase Hog1. Gene Ontology annotation, biological process: cellular response to oxidative stress; stress-activated MAPK cascade; protein phosphorylation. NCBI's taxonomy places the organism in Eukaryota, Fungi, Ascomycota, Eurotiomycetes, Eurotiales, Aspergillaceae. Bases 1 to 1236 code for a protein of 411 amino acids. Gene Ontology annotation, molecular function: MAP kinase activity; ATP binding. Gene Ontology annotation, cellular component: cytoplasm; nucleus. The transcript is spliced from 9 exons. The record is from RefSeq and is a predicted model, not a curated record.
AUGUCAGAAUUCGUAUGCACGUCCAUCAUGGGCGUGAAGUUCGAGCUCACGGCCCGCUAUUCAGAGCCACUCCCAGUUGAGCUAGACGCCUAUGGGCUGGUUUGUUCUGCAAAAGAUCGCAUUUUAAAUAAGUUGGUCGCGAUCAAGAAAAUCACCAGACCAUUUGGUUCUUCCACUUUGGCGAAAAACGCCCUUCGUGAAGUGAAACUUCUCAGAUAUAUGCACCAUGAAAAUAUAAUCGGUCUCGCAGAUGUCUUUAUCUCCCCCAGGGAAGAUCUAUACAUCGCGACGGACCUCAUGUGGACCAAUAUGCAAGUCCUUAUUUCAAAAGGACCUAUUCACAGCGACUUUGCGAAAUAUUUCAUAUAUCAAAUACUGCGUGGACUGAAAUACGUCCAUUCGGCCGGCAUUAUUCACCGUGAUCUAAAGCCAAGCAGCUUACUCAUUGAUGAGAAUUGCGAUCUACGAAUCUGCGAUUUCGGGCAUGCCCGAGUGCAAGACCAAAAAAUGACAGGCUAUGUCGCAACACGGUAUUACCGUGCUCCAGAGAUCAUGCUUCACUGGCAAGAAUAUUCCGAAAAAGUGGAUAUCUGGAGUACCGCAUGCAUUCUGGCAGAGAUGUUGAAAGGGACUCCUCUGUUUCCAGCUACUAGCCAUGCUGAUCAAUUUACUUUAUUCGUCAACCUACUCGGCAAUCCCACUGAGAAGAUCGUGGAGAAGAUCAAAAAUAAAAACACAAGAGCUUUCGUUCAGUCGCUCCCGCAGUGCAAGCGACUGCCAUUGACGGAAUCAUUUCCCGGCGUGGACCAAGAAGCUAUCGAUAUCCUGGAGAAAAUGCUUUCCUUUGACGUUGAUGACCGCAUCAGCGCCGAGGCUGCCCUAUCACACCCAUACGUGGCAACCUACCACGACCCUAACGAUGAACCAACGGUAGAGAACCAAUUUGAUUGGCGUUUCGACAAUGAUGAAAUAAAUACAGAGGCCUUGAAGACUGCGGUGUUCAAAGAAGUCCUGUUCUUCCGCCAGCAGGCCUUGCAUAGGAGACAGCAGAUCACCAUUCGCGAUGCAAUCUUCGAGGCUACUAAAGAUCAUGUGCCUAGAGAUCAUGUGCCUGCAAAAGACCAUGUGCCCGCACAAGUUGCAGUAUUUCCUAUUACGGAAAUCCCAGAGUUCACUCCGGCGGAACAAGAGGGAUUUUCCGAUGAUAUUUCGGCAUUUAUUCACGAUUUUAAUUAG